AUGGCCACUACCACAGCCUCUGAUACAGGUUCCCCUUUGCGUGAGAACUUCGACGAAGUCGUGGAUGCCGACCAACCACGGGUAAAAGGCUCAGAGAUGGUCAUGAACUUGAUCGUCGGAGGACUGGGUACAGGCAUGCUCAGCCUCCCCUGGGCCAUGGCGGGCGCUUCGGUGUCCGUCGGGGUUGCUAUUAUCGUGUUGGUCGUUGCUGUGAACAUUUGGACCAUUAUGAUCCUCGUCGUUGGUGCAGAAAGGUACCAGGUCUACGAUUUGGGAGCCCUCCUGGGGAAACUUCCCGGCCAACUCGGCCCGGGCAUGCAGAUCUUUACCAAUCUCAUGGUGUGGGUCGUCCUUUUCGGGUCGCUCGUCAGCUACAUUAUCAGCAUCUGCGACUCUGCGCAGCCCUUCAUUGCAGGGACCUUCUUGGAGAAGCGUUGGGCCUUGGCUGGUUUGGCCUCGAUCUUGGUGAUGGCUCUUUGCUUCCUAGAUCAGAAGUAUCUCUCUUUUUCGUCUGCUGCGGCGAUCCUUGUCAACAUGUAUUUGUUGGGAUUGGUUUGUUCCGAGUACGGGAAGCGCGCCGCUCAUGGUGAGCUGCCGGCUGGCGUUUGCGGCUUUGGAUUUGCAAAGGGAUCCGUGACGAUGGUGAGCACGAUGAUGCAGAGCGUCAUCAUCCAGAUGUGUGUGCUGCCGAUGUACAAGGAGCUGGAGAACAGAUCACCGAGGAGGUUUGGAAGGCUGCUGACUGUUGCCUUCUCCGUGCUGGCGUUGAUCUUCAUCAUUCUGGCCAUGGCAGGGUACUAUGCCUUCGGACCAUCGGUGGAGUCCAACCUCCUCUCCUCCCUGCCACGGACCACCGCCAACAAUGUUGCCCAGGCUGGGAUGAUACUGACCAUGGCUGCCGUCUACCCGAUCAUGAUGAUCGCUAUGAUCGCACCAGUAAAAAAUCUUCCCUUGGAGCGAUUUGGCUGGCAGGCGCAGGCUGUUCGACGCAAGUUCAUGGCAGUUUCGGGACUGAUCCUUUUCUUCGUGGUCGCCUCCUUCCUGGUGGCUCUGGAGGUGCGGAGCUUGGGACUUGUGAAUGUCCUGGAUGGGGCGUUGUGCGUCGGAGUGUUCACAGCUUUGGCACCGGGUCUGGUGGGGCUUCUGCUGAUGGACAGACAGAGCUUUGCAUGGAAAUCCGCCAUGUACCUGCUACUGGCCGGCGGCAUCGCGAUGAGCGUUCUGGGUCUUGUCUUCACGCAGAACGAGCCGGAGAAGCUUGCGCAAGCUUGCAAGCUUCCCCACCCUGCCGAUGUGAGUAUUGGCAUGCUGGUUGGGCUUCUGGAGGCACGAGGGGUCCUGUCUCACACUCUGCAACCGCGUGCGCAAUGGCGCACCCAGUUGGUCCAGGAUUGGUGCCGAGUGAACAAGGACUACCUCGGAGAGGAAGGAGUCAAGCAGCUGGACAUGUUCGGACCUGCCGAUCAAUGGCGGAUUAUCUCAGAGGGCCCUGCAUCUGAAAACAUGGAUUCGGUGCACAUUAUCCAGUCCCGGGCCAAGAGGAGCCGCGAGAUGGCGAACACCGUUGCAACGAUGUUCGCACAGCGAAGGGAGCUGGCGAACAAGACAGCCCAAGAGACCAUUGUUGCAAAGGCCGCAGCGAAGCCGCUCUUCAACCCGACCAUGGCCGACACUGUGCAGGCCUUCUUCAACAGAGUCGUCGGCUGCGAGGUUCCUGAGAGCCAGCGGAGAUGUGGCGGCUUCGGGGUGCAACACGAGCUCGAAGAGGAUCGAUCGAAGCUCGUGGGAAAAGUCAAAGGUGUGGACGGAGUGGUUGAGAUUCUCAAACCCAAGUACGAGUGCAGGAGGGGAGACCGAUACCGCGUAAUCGGGGACCACGGCGGCCCUGCGGGGAUGUGGCGUCUGGAAGGUGGAAAGACCGUGCCAAAGACGCAUGUAAAGGAAGGAGGCUGGAAAUGGGUGCUCGAGGAGCCCGAGCCGGAGGCGAAGGCGGCAAAGCCCAUUCCGGUGCAGACCACUCCGGUGGCGACCUUUACGCCCAAGGAGCACAAACAGCUGCAGGAGGAGCCCUCUACCGAAGACGAGAAGCGAGAAAAGCCAAAGCCAAAGAAGAAGAAAGCUGUGCCUGCACAAAGCCGAAAGAAAGCUGCGAAGAAGGAUGAAAGUGAAAGCGAUGAGGAUGAAGAGAGUGAGAGAAAGCCGAAAGUUAGCAAAAAGCGUGCUGCGA
Molecule: messenger RNA, 2227 nt
Organism: Symbiodinium sp. CCMP2592
Lineage: Eukaryota; Dinophyceae; Suessiales; Symbiodiniaceae
Source: the annotation of a GenBank genome assembly